Molecule: messenger RNA, 1032 nt
Organism: Cotesia congregata
Lineage: Eukaryota; Metazoa; Arthropoda; Insecta; Hymenoptera; Braconidae
Source: the annotation of a GenBank genome assembly
AUGCCGAGAUCUUCUCGAGAGUACAGCGACAGAGGUAAUUAUCGCGUAUUACCUCGCACUAUAACGUAUCAAGAAUACGGUCAGGCUCCAAUGACGAUCGCCUCUGGACCCAUACACUCGACAGACUAUUAUGAAGACCCAUUUCCUGACUUGUACGAAGACGGUCACUAUGGUCCAGGCUAUCAGAGAGAGCAACAAAUGAUGGGCUCUACUUUCGCGUUCGGAACCGAGAGAAAUCCUCAAUAUGGGCCCAGGGCUCAAAAUUACUAUCAACCGCGAACUUUUCAAAAUUAUAAUCAAAACCGUUAUCACCCGGGAGUAAUAGGUCCCACUAGAAGAACUGUUCGUUUUGAAGAAGAUGAAGACUCGGAGGAGGCUGAAUUGCGACAUAAAUCAGAUCCUUCGAUAAUCUGCAACUGUCCAUUUUGCCCAAAAGGAGAACGUCAAGACGUAUACGAUCAUUUAAACGGGUCGGGCGCUCGUCAAUCGGAGGCAAUGGCAAAAUCAAUACCCCCGAUCGAUUCUUCAAAACUCGCAGAAACAAGUCAUAGAACAACAAUCGACGAUCACGGAACCGAUGACUCUCCCGAGACCGGAACAACAGCCAACACAGAACGGUAUGAUGUCACCGGGACAACAAAAUCCGCAACUGAUGACUGCAGGAGAGUUACGAGCCCAACCAAGGACGAGCCAAAAUGCCUAACAACAGGAAGAGGCCUGUCAGUCUAUCUACGAAGUCCAGCGCUUCGAAACGAGGGAGUAAACGCCCUUCUCGACACCGUCUCCGACCUCAAUCUGCUUUGUAUAGAAGAACUAUACGAUGAAGCCCUUUGUAACAUCGAAAAUACGGGAGUAGUAGGAGGUAUUGCCACGGGCUCAAUGCCUAUAACCGAUUCGAUUAGUCUUAAAAUAUUCGGCGUUAAAAUUACGUUCCAUCUCGUUCCAGAACCUCCCGGCGGUUAUAGGGCCUCUCUAGGAAACGAAUUUUUCGUUCAAAAUUGUGUAAACAUUUCAUUUUACUGGAACACUUGA